AUGUCUACCAGCCCACAAUCAAUGAAGCGGUCGUUCGACGAUGCCAGCGAUGCCUCUGGGCACCCCGACAUGCCUACAAAGAAGGGCAGGCCCUCGUCGACAUCCAAUGCUAGCUCGCCCAGCAACAAUAAUGUCCCGUCGAUCUUCAACGAUCUUGCGGGGAAGGGAUGCCGCAUCCCGACUAUCAGCAGGAAGGUGCGUGCGUGCUCGGCGUGUAAGAAACAAAAAAUCAGGUGCGACUUUGAGGAGGGAGAGUCGACGUGUGUCCGAUGUAAGAAAAUGAAGUUGGACUGUGUGGUCAAUAGAAGUUUGCAGACGAUCCUGGAUGAAGAUGUGGAAUGGAAACACCAGAUGCGCGAAGACACGGUCCAGCUACAAAGUGCUGUGGACGUCAUUCUGUCCAAACUGGGACUUGGAAAGUUGUCGGAGUACGAUAGGCGCGCCACCUCGCCCGCAGCUUCUACAACCUCCACUGAGCACCGGAGUGCCAUUGCAGGCGCUCACCCACACUCAUCUACACGGCUGCCGCUGGGGAGGAUAAAGAUGGAGCACGACGAUAAUAAUAAUAGUAGUAUACAUGGGCAUGGGGGAGUACAUGGAGGACAUGGGAGAUUAUUAGCUGUAGGAACGGCGGGUAUGGAUGACCUUCGCCGGGAAAGCAAUGCCACAGAAAGAGAGGGGUCCCAGGAACCUCAUGAUCAUGUAGGAAGCACACUGGUCUCGAACCCAAUGGGCUCGCUCUACGAGGUGACAAAGUUCCGGGGCCUGCGCACUCAGCGGGCUGGCGGGGAAAGGUACCGGCAUCCGUCAGAGAUGGGCGGUGAUUUCAUAUCAAGGGAGGUCAUCACGCAGCAGGAUGGAGAGGAGCUUUUUGAAAUGUAUGCACCGAUCGUAGAUCAUAAUGGUCAGCUACUUCUACCUCCGCCGCCGCUGCCGCUGCUAUCCCAUCAAGGGGGUGGCGGAGGUGGUGGUGGGGGUGAGGGGGAUGACAUGACUGGGCCAAAUUCUCUCAAUCACUAUCUGUACGGCAUCGCAUUGACUCAUGACACCCUGGAAUCCGUAAGAGCAUCCUCUUGCCUGCUCUCUGCUGCGAUCUUCACCGUAGCCUCUCUCUACCUGCCUCAACAUCACCAUCUGUACAAAACCUGCUACCAGGAGUUCCUCAACCUGGUGUCCUCAUCUAUGUUUGACCGCCGCCACGGAUUGGACGACGUCCGAGCCCUCUGCAUCGGCGCCUUCUGGCUCCAUGACCUCUCUUGGAAGCUCUCUGGGCACGCCGUACGCAUUGCUACGGAGCUGGGCAUUCACCAGUCGUUUCGGAAGGCACUUGCUGGGUCACCGGAACACUUUGAACGGGCACGGCUAUGGUACUUGCUCUAUGUUUGUGAUCACCAUUUUUCAAUCGCAUACGGCCGACCCCCGGUAAUACACGACACUGAGCCAAUGCACGAGUGGGAGAUCUUUGUGGCGUCCAAACAGGCUAUCGAGGGCGAUAGUCGAGUGUGCAGUCAGGUCUCGCUGUUUGUGGUGCUCACACGGGUUUACAAUUGCUACGAGGCAGAAGCCGAAAAGGAGAUCUCGGACGACAACCUGAAGGAGCUGGCCGAGUUCAACAAGCAGCUUGAUCAGUGGCGGGCAAGAUGGAUGAGCAAACUAGGUAACAUACCACCACCGCCGUCCUCCUACUCCUCCUCCUCCUCCUCCUCCUCCUCUUCCUCCUCCUCCUCCUCCUCCUCUUCCUCCUCCUCCAACAUAUUCAAUAAUAUUGCUGCGAGCCGCCGGUAUGAUAAUAACGACGGCUGCUACGAUAAUAACCACAAUCAUCAAAACCAAAAUCAAAGCUCUAGUAAUAAUAACAAUACGAACAAUGCAGGGCGGAACAUAAAAGUCGGUGACUAUCCGAACCAGGGCGUCGGCCUACACUACAACUUUGCAAGACUCCAGGUCAACUCCAUCUCCCUCCGUGGUGCCUCCACAUCUACCAUCAACAACCCCUCCGCCGUCCGCAAAGAUCAUGCUACAAUUGCCAUCCACUCCGCCUUCCAGGUGCUCUCAAUAGUCCUCGAUGUCUCCGACAUCCGGGAAUCCCUUGUCGGUGUCCCCCUCUACAUGACAACAAUGAUUGCCUUUGCCGCCGUCUUCCUCCUCAAAGUCACUGCUCGCUGGCGCGGCAUCGGUUUCUCCCCCUACGAACCAGACCAAGUUUGGGAACAAGUCAACCGCGUCAUAAACAUGCUCAAGGAAAAGCGUCUCGGCGAGCAGCACAUUAUCCACCACGUUGCGGCCGGCCUCGAGAAGAUGAGGCGAAAGUGCAUCGAGCUGUCAAAUUCUAGCAGCCCCUUUGACGACUCCCGUCUCUGGGAUAACUCCUCGUACCAGAUCCAAGCGCCGCUCCAGCACCAACAAAACACUAUGCAUCUCCCUCCGGUGGACCCACGGCUGAGAGACGGCAUGCCGCCGUACUCACCGGCGAGCUCGAUGAUGCACGGACAUCCCCAACAGCAGCAGCAGAUGUAUAUGCAGCAACAGCAACAGCAACAUCACGCUUACUCGCCGCAUCCAAGCCAGAUGGGACCGCCGUCGAGUACGUCGUCGGUGGGGAGCACGCCCGAGGCAAUGUAUCCGCAGACGCUGGGGCCGCAGAUGUAUGAAGUGAACGGACAGUACUAUCCAGUACACAUGGGUAUAUUUGAUUUUCUGUCACCACAGCUGCCAUAUUAG
Molecule: messenger RNA, 2721 nt
Organism: Morchella sextelata
Lineage: Eukaryota; Fungi; Ascomycota; Pezizomycetes; Pezizales; Morchellaceae
Exons: 3
Coding region: 1-2721 (906 amino acids)
Biological process (GO): regulation of DNA-templated transcription; DNA-templated transcription
Cellular component (GO): nucleus
Molecular function (GO): transcription cis-regulatory region binding; zinc ion binding; DNA-binding transcription factor activity, RNA polymerase II-specific
Source: RefSeq, a predicted model, not a curated record